AUGACUGCUCAAAUGACUGCUCAAAUGACUGCUCAAAUGACUGCUCAAAUGACUGCUCAAAUGACUGCUCAAAUGACUGCUCAAAUGACUGCUCAAAUGACUGCUCAAAUGACUGCUCAAAUGACUGCUCAAAUGACUGCUCAAAUUAAUGCCGCUACCUCUCUGUUCUACAAUGAAAUCUUCGAUCAUUAUCUUGCACCUUCCCAGCAUUUAUAUCAAAGAGAUGUACCGGUGCUCGUUGAUUACGAGACUUUCUCGAGGCAUCCCAUUGUGGACACCUCUAAUAAGAUGAUGCGUUCGCUGUUUGAAGGCUAUCGUCCUACUUUUACGGCCCAUAGUCUGGGACGGGAGGCGAAAUCACUUCUGCGCCUCACGCCGUCCCAGCAGAUGUGUUACUACGAUGAUAGAUUGUUUGGUGGAUAUAUCACCCUCUUGAUGGACCGUAUUCUGGCCGAUUGUUGCAAACCAGCCUUCACUGCCUACUUGAAUACCUCAUUCAUUCAUCCAGUUCCACCCUCAGCACCAAUACUUCUACGUGCAUGGCCGGAGAAAGUCGAAGGUCGCAAGGUCUUCCUCAGAGGAAGUGUACAAAUUCCUGGAAAAGCGCCUCAUGAAUUGGUCGAUGCUAUCCGGACAGACGCGCUUUUCAUCAGACCAAGACCCUGA
This is a messenger RNA of Penicillium verhagenii, 666 nucleotides long. RefSeq lists its product as uncharacterized. NCBI's taxonomy places the organism in Eukaryota, Fungi, Ascomycota, Eurotiomycetes, Eurotiales, Aspergillaceae. Bases 1 to 666 code for a protein of 221 amino acids. The transcript has 3 exons. The record is from RefSeq and is a predicted model, not a curated record.